Molecule: messenger RNA, 582 nt
Organism: Colletotrichum spaethianum
Lineage: Eukaryota; Fungi; Ascomycota; Sordariomycetes; Glomerellales; Glomerellaceae
Exons: 2
Coding region: 1-582 (193 amino acids)
Molecular function (GO): RNA binding; RNA nuclease activity
Source: RefSeq, a predicted model, not a curated record
AUGGUUUCUUGCACUUACCUACUCACUCUUCUUGCUGCCACCGCUGCCAUUGCAAGCCCGGUCCGUCUCUCCAAUCAAAACGGCACUGUUAAGAUCCGCCAGUCCGGCCAGGUCUACGUUUGCAAAGCCGGCGCCAAUAAUGACGGCGUAACGUACGGCGAGGUCAGUCAAGACUGUGCCAUUGGGUACUUCCGAGAGGCCGGGACCAAGGCGGGCUUCAGCGGCUACCCGAAAAAGUUUGACAACAAGGGUAAUGUCAUGAAAUUUGCCUCCGGCUGCAACGAAAAUGUCUACGAGCUUCCCGUCUUCAGUAACGGCAAGCGCUACGACUUUAAUGCUAAGAAGGGCUCUAUCAACAAGCCUGGCCCUAUGCGCGUCUACUACACCAAAGAUCUCAAGUUCUGCGGCGUCGGAGCCAAGGAACAUAUCGGUGGCACUGGCAAUCCCCACAACUGUGUCUUAGAGAACCAGGGGGUUCCAAGCCAAGGGUGGCUUUUGGUGCGAAAGCGAGGCAUUUCUAUUGUUCUCUCUUUUACUGGGAGACUAAAUUGGAUUGCCUAUGUGGGAUGUUUGUCGGUUUAA